AUGGUAGAACCGAGCCCUGGGAAGGGUCUCGGUGUCUUCGCAGCGCAUAUCUUGGAAACCGGUUCAAUCAUCAUGCGCGAAGCCCCGGUCAUAACAAUAAAACCUCCAAAGCAUGCUCCAGGAAGCGCCUAUCCACUACCUAUAAUUUCCGAGCUCGUGCACGCAGAAUAUGAUCGUCUCUCCGAGGCAAAGAAGCAUGACGUGCUCGACUUGACAUACUCCGUCUUACCAAGCGACAUCCGACGAUACGGCGACAACCUGGACAUCCUCGGCCUCAUCUUCCGCAACAACGCGUACGACACCGGCUCCGAGAUCGGACUCUUCCCCAAGAUUGCGCGGAUAAACCACUCGUGUCGACCCAAUGCAGCGUACUACUGGAACGACAAGCUAAAGCGACGCUUCGUCUACGCCACCCGCGAGAUCGAAGAAGGCGAAGAGAUCUUCGUGUCAUUUAUCUCCCUACUCAUACCCCGCGAAGAAAGACAGAAGAAGCUCGCUCGUUACGGCUUCACCUGCACGUGUCCAGCGUGCUCGCAACACCCGGUUGAUCUGCACCACUCGGAUAAGUCCCGCGUGGAUAUUGAGCAGGCUAUCCGAGCUUUUUCGGCGCAGAUGAACUUGACAACCCCGACGCAUCCUUCUGCUAUUCGGAAAGCGCGCAAGAAUGCGGAUUCGAGUCUGCAGCUCGCUAGUUUGGUGGAGAAGGAGGGGCUGGCGGAUUAUUACGCGCAGGCGUAUAGGAUUGCGGCGAUUAGCCAUGCGAGGGUAGGAGACUGGGAGAAGGCGACUGUGUGGGCGAAUGAGGGGUAUAAGAGGAGAGUUAUGGAAGAUGCUGAGAGUCCGUGGACGAUGGAGAUGCAUGAGUUGACGAGAAGGUUUAUCGAGAACUGGGAGGCUGAGUUGAAGGGAUAG
Messenger RNA from Didymosphaeria variabile, 912 nucleotides. RefSeq names its product SET domain-containing protein 5. The transcript has a single exon. Bases 1 to 912 code for a protein of 303 amino acids. NCBI's taxonomy places the organism in Eukaryota, Fungi, Ascomycota, Dothideomycetes, Pleosporales, Didymosphaeriaceae. The record is from RefSeq and is a predicted model, not a curated record. Gene Ontology annotation, molecular function: protein binding.